AUGGAAGAGAAGAUGAAGAGUAGUGUUGAAAGAAAAUCUGAAAUACCUUCAGAUAUCAUAUCUGAUAUAUUCUCUUGGCUUCCUAUCAAAUCUUUAUGUCGUUUCAAGUGCGUUUCUAGAUUUUAUAACUCUCUUGUAUCGGAUCCAUCUUUUGUAGACAUCCAUCUAAGCCGCUCAAAAUAUCCUCCUGAUAAAAUUGAAUUUCUCGCGCAUUCAAGAGAAAAGAAUUUUUACACCGUAGACCUGAAGGUGGAAGAUAAAAAAGCCUCCGCUCUAUGUAUCAAGGAGUUAGAUGGCAUUAGCUGUACUAAUAUUGGUUAUGUUAACGGUUUGUUCCUCUUAUGGAGUCGAAACAUGCAGCAGCCUGUUAUUUAUAAUCCCACUACCAAAAAAAAAAGAACUCUUCCUUCCCUAAAUCUCGUUGGGGAUGGAACCCUCUUUUAUGAUUAUUCAUUCGGUUUCGAACCAGAUAAGAAGAAGUACAAAAUUUUGAUGAUUACACGAUCUCAGAAUAUACCUAUGAGAUACUGGAUUUUCACUCUAGGCUCAAGUGAAUCAUGGAGAGAGAUUAAAAGUGCAACACAUUCGUUAUUUUCGUUAUUUGGUAAUGGAGGAGUUUGCAUUGAUGGAAUUGUCUAUUUCUUCGAUAAUUACAAGAAGAAAACAUGCAUAAUGGCGCUUAAUGUUAGAACUGAAAAUUUCAGAAUUAUCUCUUUGUGGAUUGAUAUAUAUACUCCCCCACUAAGGUAUUAUAACUUGAUAGAAGUGGAGGGAAAAUUAGCCGGCAUUGAUCAAUUAAGAUGGUAUAAGGGAGAGAUGGAUUUGUGGAUUUUAGAGAGGUAUGAGGAAUGGGUGAAGCAUACUAUUACCUUUCCGCUGGCCAUUUCUUCUAACUUGCAAUAUUUAGGGUCUUGCUCUUCUACUCGUACUCCUCAUGGUGAGAUAGUUUUGAUCGUGAACACUUCGUUCAAGCCAAAUCGGAUGUUCUUUUAUGAUUUGAAGAAGAAGAGUUGGAGAUCAGAAAUCGAAGUCAUGGAGCUUGAAGGACAAACUGAGAUCAUUGGUAUCUAUAGUCAUGUAGAUAGCCUCUUAUCGUGUAUUUAUUGUUAGUUUUGAAGUUGAUUAUUGUGAAGUCUGCUCUACGUUGGUCCUUAUCUUCCUGCCAUAUUGCCUUUUCACUAUCUUUAAUGUUUUGGUACAUGUUUCCAGCAUGGUUCUUGAGCUUGAUGAAUACUUCCAUCUGCAUUCUAAUAUUGUUAUCUGUUGAAUUCAGUAUACUUC
Lycium barbarum (goji berry) is the source of this 1281-nucleotide messenger RNA. Its product is annotated as putative F-box protein At1g52490. NCBI's taxonomy places the organism in Eukaryota, Viridiplantae, Streptophyta, Magnoliopsida, Solanales, Solanaceae. The record is from RefSeq and is a predicted model, not a curated record. Gene Ontology annotation, molecular function: protein binding. The transcript has a single exon. The coding region runs from base 1 to 1110 and encodes 369 amino acids.